This is a messenger RNA of Terrapene triunguis (Three-toed box turtle), 971 nucleotides long. Its product is annotated as eukaryotic translation initiation factor 1A, Y-chromosomal. Gene Ontology annotation, biological process: translational initiation. The transcript has 7 exons. The record is from RefSeq and is a predicted model, not a curated record. Bases 152 to 586 code for a protein of 144 amino acids. Gene Ontology annotation, molecular function: RNA binding; translation initiation factor activity. Gene Ontology annotation, cellular component: cytoplasm. Lineage: Eukaryota; Metazoa; Chordata; Testudines; Emydidae.
CGUGUAAGGCUCUGCCUGUCGCGUGACUCUCCAAGCCCAACGGCCGCCGCGAGAGACGAGUCGCUGCCCGCGCGCCGCACGCAGGAACCCUCCGCCCGACCGGGAGCAGCAGCGCGCAGACACCCCCCCGCAGUGAGGAGCGGCCGGCGCCAUGCCCAAGAAUAAAGGUAAGGGAGGUAAAAACAGACGACGAGGUAAGAAUGAGAAUGAAUCGGAGAAGAGAGAAUUAGUGUUCAAGGAGGAUGGACAAGAGUAUGCUCAGGUGAUCAAGAUGUUGGGCAAUGGAAGAUUGGAGGCAUUAUGUUUUGAUGGUGUGAAGAGGUUAUGUCAUAUCAGAGGGAAGCUAAGAAAAAAGGUUUGGAUAAAUACAUCAGAUAUUAUAUUGGUUGGCUUAAGAGACUACCAGGAUAACAAGGCGGAUGUCAUUCUAAAAUACAAUGCAGAUGAAGCCAGAAGUCUGAAGGCAUAUGGGGAACUUCCAGAACACGCUAAAAUCAAUGAAACAGACACAUUUGGUCCUGGUGAUGAUGAUGAAAUCCAGUUUGAUGAUAUUGGAGAUGAUGAUGAGGACAUUGAUGAUAUCUAAAUUGAGCUAAGAGGUUUACAUUCCAACUUUUUUCCUCCAAGGAUUAUUCUUCAUUGAUAUAUUGGGUAAAAUACCUUUCUUUUAAGAAGAUUGAAACAUCAGUAAUGAGUGUAGCUUGUUACAUCAAAUGAGAAUUUAUUUUCAGUGUUUGUUUUAAAGUAUUUAUAUUUCUUUAGAAACAGAUAAUGCCACAACUAUUUUGUCUUUUCACAAAUUAGAGCUCUUACAUCUGGAUGGAAGUGAGACAGUAAUAUCUGCUGUAAAAGUCUGCAUUUUUGCCUCUUAUGCAUUCAUCACUACAUUUCGAGUUAAACCUGUAUUUUGAAAUAAAAUUGUUUACCCUGUAAUUAUCAUGGAUUUUGAUUAAAUACCCAGUUCAGAUUAG